Leishmania mexicana MHOM/GT/2001/U1103 is the source of this 1800-nucleotide messenger RNA. Its product is annotated as putative RNA-binding protein. The transcript has a single exon. Bases 1 to 1800 code for a protein of 599 amino acids. Lineage: Eukaryota; Euglenozoa; Kinetoplastea; Trypanosomatida; Trypanosomatidae. Gene Ontology annotation, molecular function: RNA binding. The record is from RefSeq and is a predicted model, not a curated record.
AUGAGCACCUCACCCGUGUCCGACACGUUCCGCAACAACUCGACGAAAGAGUUUUCUCUUUCGUUUGGAUCUCACGCCAGCGGUUCACAGAGCGAGUCGGGCAUCUCGCAGCGGUUGGACGGUACACACAACUUUGCGACGUCGUCCAUUCUGUCGUUUGACGUGCUGCCAGCCACCGGCGUGAUGGCAGACCACAAGUCUCAGCCUCCAGAUCCUGCUCUCACCGCCGCGGCCGCGAUGAAGGCGGCGUCGCAGCCGCGGUCCAAGAAAGGCGGCAGGAGUGCUGGUCGUUCCGCGUCGACGACCACGGGUGGCUCUCUUGUUAUAGACCAGGCCCCGACGCCGCCGGGAGAGCCCGUCAAAGUUAAGAAUCAGAACGUCCGCCGCAACGUGUACAUCUCUGGUGUGCCACCGACCUACCACUCGGAGGAUUUCCGACAGCUGUGCCAGCAGUUCGGGCGGGUGGAGGCGGCAAAGCUGUGCGUUGACAAUCGCAAUGCCCCGACGAAGGCCUACGGAUUCGCUCUGUACUACAGCGAGGAAAGUGCGGCGAGCUGCAUCCGCGGACUCAACGGCAGCUUUUUGCAGGGGCGCUGUGUUCAGGCCCGCCUCGCUGACUCUCACGCCACCCCACAGCCGCUUGGGGAUGCCGGCGCCGCCAUCAACACGACGCUGCCGCCGCCCUCGAUGCAGCGCGACCGUCGUGACAAUAAUAAUCGCAGCCGCCGCAGUGGUGGCUCUCGUCGUGGCUCGCAGGGUCGUCGUGGCGUGAACAACGGCUCCAUCCCCGGCGCGGCUGUUGGCAACAACGGCAUGCCACUUCAGAUGCCCUUCAACCCGAUAGGGAUGACUGCCGCUAUGCCGAGCGGCAGCGCGAUGCCCAUGCCGAUGACGCAGUACUUCCCUUUUAUGGCUCCUGCAGGCAGCGCUGUGCCGGCCACCACCGCACUCACGGCCUCUGCCGUGGAUGGGCACAUGGCCGUCAACACGUCGCCAUCGACGGCCUUCUUCACGGUGACCCCGGCGAGCUGUAGCUCGCGCACGGACUGUGGCUUUGGCGCUGCCGGCACGCCUUUGCCUGGCCCUCCCACCCCUGGCGGUAGCGCCGCCAAUGGCGCUCAACGCGGAGGCGCGCCCGCGGCCAUGUCGGCGCUGUCCCCUGCAUCUAUGGCUCUCAGCCCCCCGCUGGACUCCCUGCGCUCAUCCGACAGCUGCUCCUCCCUGGGGUCGGGGACAGGGACGACGAGGGGGAACACCAACGGCGGCCCGCGCGAUGCGGUGGGCAACAACGCUAACUCUCAAGCUCUCGUGUCUCCCUUCAACUUCCCCUUCCCGAAUAUGGCACCCAUGAUGCCGGCGGGGCCUGCGCAGAUGAUGGUCACAACGACGGCAGUGAACGGCGCGACCGGCGCGACCUCGACGGAGUGGGCGGCGCCGCCGGCGACAACAGCCGCCUUCGUGUACUAUCCGCUGCCCACUGGCGGGUACGGUGCCUUCCCAACCACCGCGGCGACAGCGAAUGGUGUGAGCGCGUACCCGGGAUCGCCGUCACCGUCCUGUCUGCCGGUAGCUACAGCCACUGCGAACCCCGUGGCUAAUGGGUCAGUCCCGUUGACAUACUUUCCAAUGGGUGCUGUGCCCAUAAACGGCGCUGCGGCGGGAAUGCCGGCGCUUCCGCCCUACUUGCCGUCGGGCCCCGUCAACACCAGCAACGGUGGCGCAGAGGGCUUCAGUGGUCUGCCGCCGAACGUCGUCAUGAUGGACAAUGGGAUGGGCUUGCAGCUGCAGAUGCUGCACUGA